Messenger RNA from Hevea brasiliensis (rubber tree), 1291 nucleotides. Its product is annotated as protein FATTY ACID EXPORT 1, chloroplastic. The record is from RefSeq and is a predicted model, not a curated record. The coding region runs from base 289 to 951 and encodes 220 amino acids. The transcript has 6 exons. NCBI's taxonomy places the organism in Eukaryota, Viridiplantae, Streptophyta, Magnoliopsida, Malpighiales, Euphorbiaceae. Gene Ontology annotation, cellular component: membrane.
UAUGGCAGACUGAACGGCUUCUUUUCAGUGUCCCAAUUUCAUAAAUCUCAUAAACAAUCACCGUAAACAAUCCAUAACCCUUUCAAGCAUUUCAUCGAAUAUCAUAUUCGCAUCUGCAUACGCAAAAAUUAUCCUAUUAUAUAUUAUAAUUGACAAAAUCAUUUAAUUAACAACUACCUUUUAUAAAGUAAGUUGGAAUUUUCAGCUUUAAUUAAACCCAAUUUUAUUUAUAGUCAACGCAAAGCCUCAUGCCCUAGUGGCCCAGCCCCUGUGAUCCCGAUCUCAACCAUGGCAGCAGUAGCACCCACAGUUUCUCAGCUAUCGUGCUUCUCUUCAAUCAACCGCAACCUGCAGCUCUAUCGUCAAUCAUCUCCUCUUUCUACUAGAUCCAAGUUAUGGAUUGCUAUGAGCCUCGAAGGAGCGCGAGGUACCGAAAAUUCUAGUUCAGAGAUCAAAACUAGGCUUAGUUAUACAGCUGAUGAAUCGAAACCAUACGUGGAAGGGCCAGCAGAACCUCAUGGUUUAGAAGAAAAAGGAAUUACAGAUCCAGGAAAGGCAUAUGGCGCAGCAAAAAUCCACGACUUCUGUUUUGGGAUCCCUUAUGGUGGUCUUGUUCUAAGUGGGGGCCUUCUUGGUUUUGUAUUUUCUAGAAAUCCUACAACCCUAAGCACGGGUGUUUUAUUUGGAGGCGCUUUGCUAGCCCUUAGCAUCUUUAGCUUGAAGAUAUGGAGGCAAGGAAAGUCUAGUGUGCCAUUUGUGCUAGGACAAGCUGUACUCUCAGCAGCCCUUUUGUGGAAGAAUUUUCAAGCAUAUUCAUUGACAAAGAAAUUAAUUCCAACAGGGUUUUAUGCUGUCAUCAGUGCUGCAAUGCUGUGCUUCUAUUCUUAUGUGAUAAUCUCUGGAGGAAACCCACCACCAAAAAAUUUGCAUUCUUCAACUGUUAUAUCAUGAUAAGAAUUCAAAAAGGUCAGAUUACAAAUUUAAUGAUGGAAUUUUUAGAUUUGAGGAGAAUGAGGCUGCACUGUUUACUUCAAAGCUGUACGAGAUCUUCCAAAGUUAUCUAGUAUAUGUUUUUUCUUGUGUGAGUCAGUGUUGCUUUAGGUUGCAGUAUGUGUUUUUUCUUGGGGAAUGUUUUGGCAGCAAUAAUGUCACAAUUAGUGGUCUAUCGAGUUGGCUUGGAUUCGGGGUACAAUUACUUUUAAUUGGCACUCAAAUUAUGGAAUAAAACUCCUGAAGUAUAUUGUAAAAGAAACUAGGAAUACAAAUAUGGGGAAUCUAAAAUCCUCCUGAC